This is a messenger RNA of Adineta steineri, 729 nucleotides long. NCBI's taxonomy places the organism in Eukaryota, Metazoa, Rotifera, Eurotatoria, Adinetida, Adinetidae. The record is from the annotation of a GenBank genome assembly.
AUGGCAACUACAUCGAAACAACCCGAAAAACAUCAUAUUGAAUCAAGUCCACUUGUUAUUUCGGAUUCAUUUGAAGGAUAUCCAUUAAAUUUUUUUAAUUUACCAUUACACUAUCGUGAUGAUUUAAAAUCCGUUCUUAUCCCAUAUGGACUUGUUCAAGAUCGUAUUGAAGCAUUAGCUAGUCGAAUUUUUUCUGAUUUACAUAUUCAUAUACCAGAACAACUCAUUUGUAUGUGUGUACUUAAAGGUGGAUAUAGAUUCUUUUCGGAUCUUGUAUCAAAAAUUCAAAAUGAAAAUCGUCUUCGAAAUGAUCGUAGUUUACCAAUGAGUUUAGAAUUUAUUCGUGUACGAAGUUAUAUUAAUGAUCAUUCUACUGAUCAAACUGAAAUAAUUGGUUUAAGUGAUUUAAAUUCAUUAAAAGACAAACAUAUACUUAUCGUCGAAGAUAUCAUUGAUACAGGUGUUACAAUGGUUGCAUUAAAAAAAGAACUUGAAAAAUUUAAACCAAAAACAAUUAACGUUGUUUCAUUAUUUACAAAAAGACGUCAUGAUAAAAAAUGCAUUUUUAAACCAGAUUAUUCAGGUUUUGAAGUACCUGAUCAUUUUAUUGUUGGUUAUGCACUUGAUUAUAAUGAAUAUUUCCGUGAUUUGGAACAUAUAUGCGUUAUGAAAGAAUCAGGUAUCAGUAAAUAUAAAGUUGCAGGUGGUGACAAAGUUGAAGAAUCAUAG